This is a messenger RNA of Cucumis melo (muskmelon), 1476 nucleotides long. RefSeq names its product beta-glucosidase 12-like. The record is from RefSeq and is a predicted model, not a curated record. The coding region runs from base 1 to 1476 and encodes 491 amino acids. Gene Ontology annotation, molecular function: beta-glucosidase activity. Gene Ontology annotation, biological process: carbohydrate metabolic process. The transcript is spliced from 14 exons. Lineage: Eukaryota; Viridiplantae; Streptophyta; Magnoliopsida; Cucurbitales; Cucurbitaceae.
AUGGCUGAAGAGGCUCCAGACUCCUCUUUUAUUCCCCGUAUAAUUAGGAGAAGCACCUUCCCUCCCGGCUUUGUUUUUGGUUGUGCAUCAUCUGCUUAUCAAUAUGAAGGUGCUGCUUUUGAGUAUGGGAGAACACCAAGUAUUUGGGAUACAUUUACUCAUCUACACCCUGAUAGGAUUGAUGAUGGCAGUAAUGCAGAUGUAACUGUUGAUCAAUACCAUCGAUACCUGGAAGAUGUUGACAUUAUCAAGAAAUUAGGUUUCGAUGCAUACCGAUUCUCAAUUUCAUGGUCUAGAGUCUUGCCAAAGGGAAAGCUUUCUGGUGGUGUUAAUCAAGAAGGAAUUGAUUAUUACAAUAGACUCAUCAACGAUCUCCUCUCAAAAGGUAUCGAACCAUAUGUAACAAUUUUCCAUUGGGAUGUUCCUCAAGCUUUAGAAGAUGAAUAUCUAGGCUUCUUGUCCGAACGAAUUAUAAAUGAUUAUCGAGAUUUUGCUGAGCUUUGCUUCAAAAAGUUCGGAGAUAGAGUGAAACAUUGGAUCACUUUUAACGAGCAAUAUAUCUUUGCCUCAUAUGGCUAUGCAACUGGACUAUUUGCACCCGGCAGAGGCUCGUUCUGGAAACUGUUAGAUUGUGAACUUAAGGGAAAUCCUGGAACUGAACCGUAUAUUGUUGGUCACAACCAAAUUCUCGCACAUGCUCUAACGGUUAAACUUUACAAGUCUAAAUAUGAGUAUCAAAAUGGUCAAAUUGGGGUGACAUUGAAUACGGAUUGGUACGUCCCAUAUUCAAGCAGUGAGGACGACAAAAAAGCUACAUCUCGAGCUCUUGAUUUUUCUCUUGGUUGGUUUUUGCAUCCUUUGGUGUAUGGAGAUUAUCCAGCCAGCAUGAGAGAACUUGUGAAGGAGAGAUUGCCCAAAUUCACAGAAGAUGAAGUUACAUUGGUGAAAGGGUCAUAUGAUUUUCUUGGAAUAAAUUACUAUACAGCUAAUUAUGCAAAAAAUAAUCCCAAUGUUGAUCCUAACAAACCAAGCCAAGUCACUGAUCCCCAUGCCGAUGUUUCAACUGAUCGAGAUGGAGUUUCAAUUGGCCCAAAGGUGAGUGAUGAAUCUUGGCUUGCAGUUUAUCCAAAAGGAUUGAGAGAUCUUAUGGUACAUAUAAAGAUUCAUUACGAAGAUCCAAUCAUUUACAUCACAGAAAACGGAUAUCUUGACUAUGAUAGUUCCAACGUCGAGAAACAACUUAUGGACUUGGGUAGAGUUAAAUACCACCAAGAACAUCUCAUUAAACUUCAUGAAUCAAUGGAGGCUGGAGUAAAGGUUAAAGGAUAUUUCGCAUGGACAUUAUUGGACGAUUUUGAAUGGUCAAGAGGAUAUACUAUGCGCUUUGGAAUAACAUACGUUGAUUUCAAAAACAAAACUUUGGAACGAAUCCCAAAACUAUCAUCAAAGUGGUUCACCCAUUUCCUAAGCAGUUGA